This is a messenger RNA of Naegleria gruberi, 1848 nucleotides long. RefSeq lists its product as uncharacterized. Gene Ontology annotation, molecular function: protein binding. Lineage: Eukaryota; Heterolobosea; Eutetramitea; Acrasida; Naegleriidae. The transcript has a single exon. Bases 1 to 1848 code for a protein of 615 amino acids. The record is from RefSeq and is a predicted model, not a curated record.
AUGAGUCAAUUGUAUCAUGACACUUUAUAUUGCAUCUUGGAAUUUGUUAAUAUUCGAGAUGGUGUUUCUAUUCUCUCUGUUUCAAGAUCGUGGCAUGAAUUGGAUCGAUAUGAAAUUGUGUGGAAAACAUUACUUUCGAAUUGGUUGAAAAUUAAAAUUCAUGACUAUUCUAAUCUGAAAAAGAAUAUUGGAAAGAGUGAUGAGAAAUAUUGUGAAAAGACAUUAACUUGCCUUCGGAAACUAUACAAACAAAACAUUGAGAAUGAAAAACAAGUGAAAAUUAAUUUUAUGGGAAAUGAUUCGAAUAAUGAUCAAUCAAUAAUGAAUAAUGGAGAAGAAUAUAAGAAAUUAGUCCGUUCUGCGCUGUAUUCAGUGUUUCGUGUGAAUAUGAUGAAUGGAUUUGGAGUGUUGGUAAUGAAAAAUUUAGGGGAAAAUAUAUUGGAAUUUCAACAUUCGAAUGUGUUUGCUCAAUUCCACCUCGAUCAGGCAAAAAAGUUUAUUCUCAACAAGCCAAUCAACAAACAAGAACUCACACUGGAAGAAUCAGAGUAUUGGAAUAGAUUCUCUCCUUCUCUUUUAAAUUUCUGUGUUCAAAGAAAGCAAUUCGAUAUUUGUAAAAUGUUGAAUAAUUUCAGGCCAACUCUAAAUGAUCGUCUUCUACCAAAGCUAUUGUUUCAAUUUGAUGAGAGAGAGAAAUUGGAAGCUAUUAAGAAUUAUAUUUUAAAUUUCAAAGAUCAGAAUGGAUACAAUCUCACUCCACAACUUUCUGGAAUUGUUAUGAAUUUCAAGGUCACAAACAUUCUAGGAUUUGAAUAUUUAAGGGAGUGUGUAGAGAUUCUGUAUCCUGGCAAUUGGAAUCAAAUAUUGGAAAACUCUGUCAAGAGUAAUCGAUUGGAACUGCUCUCUGAAAAGAAAAUUGGAAAUGUGGAAGAAUUUGUAGAGUUUUGUAAAAUUGCAGAAUUGAAAAAAAUUGAACUUUAUAUGGCUCCCAGGUUUUGUAAUAUAUUUUCACAUGGAUUUGAUUUUUUGCAUGUGCUGUUUAAAUGUGAACUGAUUGAUCAAUUUGAUAUGAAACUCCUUCUUCACAAGUAUCAAUUCAGAGAGAAGGAAGUGAUGAAAUUUAUUGAAAUUAUGCCAGAUUUUGAUCCAUAUGAAUGUGUCCUAGAUCAUCGAGGUAUAGCUCACAACUUUGUGAAUACUUUCCUCACAAAACCAUAUGGUGCCAUGACACAUUAUUUCAAUAAUUACUUUGACAAAUAUCCAAAAUUUAAUCUUGUACAACUAAUUCACAAAUUGAAUGAAUUAGAUGGAGGAAAUAGGCCUGAUUCAUACUAUGAUGAGUAUCUUAACAAAUUUAUAGCGUCAUUAUUUGCAGAAUUUGAAUUUAAUUGGUUUGAGGCUAUUGAUGCCAUUACUAUUUUGGGAAAAUUCAUCACUCACUCACUCAAUAUUGAAUGUCUUGUGAAAAUUUGUGAAAAAUAUAAUGAUUGGAAUCCAGAAGAAAGAACAUGGAAUGUUGGUUGUUUUAAUGCCUUCCAAACUUUGUUGGAAAACGUGCAUUGUAUCAAUUACAAUGGUGAACAUAUUCCAUUCGUAGAGUAUUGUAAAACAUUCUAUCAAAAUUAUCAAUAUUCUGAAUUGGAUAAAGAUAUUUAUUCGAAAGAUACUUGUUGGAAAGUGGAAAAUAGGGAAAAUCUUGCAAAACUAUAUCAUACAGCUCUCAAUUUAAUUCACAAACUCAGUCCACAAGAUCAGGAGGACAUGGUCAUUUAUACAAAAAUAAGAUCCAUACCAAGAUAUCGAAAUUUUACAACAUAUGAAACUCUGUACAGGGACGAAGAUUUAUAA